CUACCACUGCUCAACUCACUCUACUCCGGUCGUCGAAUUCUCUCUCUCUCUCUGACUCUCCCUUUCUCUCUCUAAAAUCCAUCGCCGCUUUCGAGCUCCUGAUUCCAAAUGGAGGUCGAAGCGCACGCGGUUUCCGCUUUCGAUCUUAACCACGCCGGAAACUUUCCUGCUUACUCGUUUUCUGGUGUGUCUGCAUCCUCAGACGAGCCUCUUUCCGAUCAAAUGCUUGGUGCACGGGAGGACUCCUCCUUGCCCCCUAGUCCCGCCGCUAGAUGUCCGUCUAAUGCAGCUAAGAAUGUUCAGAAGGUUUAUCGGAGCUAUCGUACUCGCCGCAUGUUAGCUGACUCCGCCGUCGUCGCCGAGGAAUUAUGGUGGCAAGCACUAGAUUUUGCGCGAUUAAAUCACAGCACGAUAUCAUUUUUCGACUUCCUGAAGCCAGAGACAGCUGCCUCGCGUUGGAAUCGUGCUCGAUGGAAUGCUUCAAAGGUGGGAAAGGGUCUAUCCAAGGAUGCCAAGGCUCAAAAGUUGGCUUUUCAACACUGGAUCGAAGCUAUUGACCCAAGGCACCGCUAUGGCCACAGCUUACAUCUUUAUUAUGAGCAGUGGUGUCAAACUAAUACUGGUCAACCCUUCUUCUACUGGUUGGAUCUUGGAGAUGGCAGAGACUUUGAGCUUAAAGAAUGUCCAAGAUCAAAGCUCCGUCAACAAUGCAUCAAGUAUCUUGGACCAAUGGAGAGGGACCAUUAUGAAUAUGAGGUUCUUGAUGGGAAAAUUUUGCAUAAAUUGACUGGGAAACCACUUGACACAAUUCAAGGGUCAACAGGAUCAAAAUGGAUUUUUGUGAUGAGCACCUUUAAACGACUCUACAUUGGGGAGAAAAAGAAAGGAUUGUUCCACCAUUCCAGCUUUCUGGCUGGAGGGGCUACCUUAGCUGCUGGAAGGCUCACGGCAGAGCAUGGAGUGCUUAAGUGUAUCUCAGCUUACAGUGGACACUAUAAGCCAACGGAUGAAAUCCUUAACAGCUUCUUAUCAUUUCUCGAGGAGAAUGGUGUAAAUCUGAAUGAAGUUGAGAUACAAAAGCCUACUGAUGACUAUGAGAGUAAUGAAAAUGGGCAGCCAGCUUCCGAUCCGUUUACUUCUGACGUUUCGGCAAUAUCAGAUUCCAUUCCAUCUGAAGUGGAUGGGAACAUGCCUCCAGAAACAAUCAAACCUUCUAAGCCAGAAACUUACAAGAGGAGUCUCUCUGGUGGUCUUCAGAGUCCCAAAGCAGACGUGCCAAGUAAGGCCCUGCUGCAAAGAAUCAACUCGAAGAAGGCUAUCAAGUCGUACCAAUUGGGGCAUCAGCUCUCUACAAAAUGGUCCACGGGUGCCGGCCCGAGAAUCGGAUGCAUUGCUGACUACCCCAUGGAGCUGAGGGUACAGGCGCUGGAACUCACUAACCUCUCUCCGAGAUCUUUGCCACCAUCAUGGACACCGAGAAGGACUGCUGUGGAGAUUGUUUCGCCUUCUGCCUAUCCAUCAAAUGUAAGCAGCGAAGACUAGAAGCUUACUUUAAAAUGUAAUGACUCUGCACAUCUCUAUCAAGUAUAUACAGACUGUUGUAGAAAGUUAAUGCAUUUUACCAGUCAUGGGAUGUUUUUAAAGUGUAGCAAUGUACACCAAUGCAUUUUCCUUUUCCA
Salvia hispanica is the source of this 1679-nucleotide messenger RNA. RefSeq names its product IQ domain-containing protein IQM3-like. NCBI's taxonomy places the organism in Eukaryota, Viridiplantae, Streptophyta, Magnoliopsida, Lamiales, Lamiaceae. The record is from RefSeq and is a predicted model, not a curated record.